Trichoderma reesei QM6a is the source of this 2591-nucleotide messenger RNA. Its product is annotated as glycerol-3-phosphate dehydrogenase. Gene Ontology annotation, molecular function: glycerol-3-phosphate dehydrogenase (quinone) activity. Gene Ontology annotation, biological process: glycerol-3-phosphate metabolic process. Gene Ontology annotation, cellular component: glycerol-3-phosphate dehydrogenase (FAD) complex; mitochondrion. Lineage: Eukaryota; Fungi; Ascomycota; Sordariomycetes; Hypocreales; Hypocreaceae. The record is from RefSeq and is a predicted model, not a curated record. The coding region runs from base 379 to 2394 and encodes 671 amino acids. The transcript has 2 exons.
UAUCAAGCCCAAUCUCGUUUGACCCACGUUCAAGCGUCUGUCGGCCGUCAUUCACCGAGCUCAGUCUCGGUUGCAUCAUUGAAGUCACCUCAUCUGACGCAAAUUCUAUCUUCUGAUUCUUCUUGUUCCACUUCGAGCAUCACGGUGGACUCGCCUCUCUUCAUUCUCCUCCUCGUGCUCUCUGCAGUUCCUGCAAGUCGUCACUUUUGUUACCUCCUUUAAGAGCGCCUUAUCCCCCCGCCACGAAACUACCUCCUUGGAGCAUCAUCAAUCGCGUUUUUGCACAGAGGUCAGGUAGGCUUUGCUAACAAAAGGAUCCCUGCUAUCUGCGUUCCGUCGUAUUAUUUUCUUCAACAACCGCUUCGCAAGUUCAUCACCAUGGUUCGAGGCUUCUCAAGCCUUCGACGGCCCCUGCUGGGUCUCGGCGCUGUCGCAACCGCUGGAGGUGCCGCUCUCUACGCCAACACCAGAAUAUCGCACACAACUGAGAAGCCGAUCGCGGAAGUCAAGCGCGACAGCAAUGGGCGCAUCAUCCCGCCUUCAUUCCCCGUCGUUCCAUCGCGCCUGCAGCAGCUGGCUGAAUUGCGGCGCCACAGCAAAGACAAUGAGAACCUCGACGAGUACGACCUCAUCGUCAUCGGCGCGGGCGCGACGGGCGCUGGAAUUGCGCUUGACGCCGUGACUCGAGGCCUCAAGGUGGCCGUUGUCGAUCGCGAUGACUUCGCGGCGGGCACCAGCUCCAAGAGCACCAAACUGGUCCACGGCGGCGUGCGCUAUCUCGAAAAGGCUGUCAUGAACUUGGACUACUCCCAGCUGCAGCUGGUCAUGGAGGCGCUGCACGAGCGCAAGACCUUCUUGACGAUUUCGCCUCACCUUUCCAACUCGCUUCCAAUUCUGCUGCCUCUCGACAACUGGCUGCAAGCUCCAUACAUGUGGAUCGGCACAAAGGCCUACGACCUGCUCGCUGGCUCACAGGGCCUUGAGGGCUCCUAUUUCAUGAGCAAAAGCAAGGCUAUUGCCAAUUUCCCUCUGCUGCGCCAGGACAACUUGGUCGGUGCCCUGGUCUACUACGAUGGCCAGCACAACGAUUCCCGAAUGAACGUUUCUCUCGCCAUGACUGCCCAACUGUACGGCGCUACCGUUCUGAACCAUGUUGAGGUCACGGGCUUGGAUAAAGACGCGAACGGGCGAAUUCGUGGCGCAACUGUCCGGGAUACCAUGCCCGACGGCGACAACAAGGAGUUUACCGUGAGGGCCAAGGGCGUCAUCAACGCUACCGGGCCCUUCACUGAUGCCAUUGAGCGCAUGGAUGACCCAUCGCGCAUGGAGCUCGUUGCUCCCGCCUCAGGCGCCCACGUCAUGUUCCCCGGCAGCGUGUGCCCGAACGGCAUGGGAUUGCUCGAGGCGCGAACUUCCGAUGGGCGAGUCGUCUUCGUGCUGCCAUGGCAAGGCUACACCGUUGCUGGUACGACGGACCAUCCUUGCCAAAUUGAACGGGAGCCGAUUGCGCCAAAGGAAGACGUGGACUUUAUUCUCAAAGAAGUCAACAAGCUUCUACGACCGGAUGCGAAGCUGAGCCAGUCCGACAUCCUGGCAACCUGGUCAGAAGGCAUCCGACCUCUGGUCCGAGAUCCCAAGGCCAAGAACACCGAGUCUUUGGUACGAAACCACCUUGUCACCGUCUCGCCUUCCGGUCUCCUGACCUGCGCCGGUGGCAAAUGGACCACCUACCGCCAGAUGGCCCAGGACGCGGUCGACGAGGCGAUCAAGACUUUUGGUCUUACGCCCUCUGUGGUCUCCCUACCCGACAUCAGCGGUGCCGGCCUCCCUGGUAUUCAGACAACGGGUCGCUGCAUCACCAAGAAGGUCCCUCUGAUUGGAGCCCACGGCUACUCGACGUCUUUGGCCUCUCAGCUGAUGGAGGUUCACCAUAUCGAUGCCGAUGUUGCCCACCACCUAGCACACAAUUACGGCGAUCGUGCUUGGGCUAUUCUGUCCGCUUCCAACGCCGCCACUCGCCUGAUCCCCUCGCUGCCCUUCAUUGAGGCCGAGAUUCGCCAUGGCGCUCGGUCCGAAGCCGCUUGCACCGCCGCCGAUCUCAUCUCCCGCCGCAUGCGCCUCGCCUUCCUGGACGUCGAGAACGCCCUGCGUGCGCUACCGCGUGUCAUUGAUGUCAUGGCCGAGGAGCUCAAGUGGUCAAACGAUCGAAAGCAAAAAGAAUGGAAGGAGACCAUCUCAUUCUUCAGGUCAAUGGGCUUGGAAGAGGCUAAGCAGAACAUUACGCGCAAAGAGGUCGAAGCACUACCUGCUCUGCCCAGCCGAAACCCUAGGGUUGCGACCACGGCCGAGCAGGAGGAGCUGGGCAAGGUUGAAGCCAACGGCGUGCUGGCUUAAGCUUGAGUGAGACGAGUCUGUUCUUGUACAUAUGGUGUUCAGGGAAAGGGUGUUUUGCUUUGUUUGCUUCGUCUUCGGAGUCUGAUACCUGGAGUUGGGAUCGGAAAGAAGGGUACAAGGGAUCUGCUAUGCAGGGUAGAAGCAGCGGUUGGAUUUUCAGACAAAGUACGGGCGUUAUAGACGGCUUCUCAUUGUUA